AGUGUGGUAAAUCAACUGCAACCAGCUUACAACAACGCCCCGCAGAGCAAACAAUAUAUAUCCAACAUAUAAUCCUGACUCGCCGAUACCAAACCCAUAGUAACCCUCAUCCCCAGAUAUAUAAUCAUUGGAGAGCUUACACCGGUUGCUGUCUUCCCCUUGAUACUCCACCUCAAAGCUUUCGAACCCCCAAGCUUCACCAUUAGCUACUAUCGAAGAACUAAUACAUUGCAAGAGGUGGUUAAGUUAGGGGAGGCAAACGGAUAGACGAGGUAGACAUCAUGUCUUCCACCAACGUUCAGGUGAAUGGUGGCCAUGAUCAUAUUCUACGACCUCGGCCUCGAAAGCCGCAACACUCUCAAGUCGCCGAGUUAGUAAGAGAACACAGUAACACUUCCAUCAAUGGACAACUUGAACCACCAAACGAAGAUGCUACCCCAUCAGGCAUGACGAGUGGUCGCUCGACACCAAUCCCCGAAAACGCUCCUGCGUCAACCAAAGCUCUGUCUAGUGCACGGAAGCAAGUUCGCGCAGAACAGCGACGACGUCUCUUCCCGACCAUCGAGUACGCCUCACGAGUCUCCCACUUCGAUCCCCAAUCCGACUACCGCGAUUUCCAUGGCUUCUUCAACUUAUUCUGGAUUGGCCUGGCUAUCAUGGGUAUCACUACCAUGUUGCGCAAUUAUAAGGAUACUGGAUAUCCUUUGCGUGUACAGAUAUGGACGCUGUUCACCGUGAAACUAUGGCAUUUAGCUAUCGCCGACGUCCUCAUGGUCGCGAGUACCGCUAUCAGCUUGCCGUUACAUAAGAUCUCUAGAAGUAGCAAGGGGGCACUGACAUGGAGGAAGGGCGGCAUGGCGAUUCAGAGUAUCUACCAGGUCAUAUGGCUAGCCUUCUGGAUCGCCGUUCCCUUCGUUCUGAACUGGACAUGGACAUCCCAAGUCUACCUAUUACUACACACCAUGGUUCUACUUAUGAAGAUGCAUUCAUACGCAUUCUACAAUGGCCAUCUGUCAGAAACAGAAAAACGACUACACGCCCUCGACGAACCCCAUAACGCCUCCAAGGCUCCGGCUUACGUCUACCCCUCCGUAGACAACCCAAUGGGUAAGCUAGCGCACAAGGAACUAGAAGUCGACAGCGACAACGAAGAAGAUGACGGUCUAGCGCAAUUGCGCGAAGACUUAGCACGCGAAUUAACAAGUCCUAUCGGCAACGUAACAUACCCGCGCAACCUCUCCUGGGCCAACUACAUCGACUACCUCCUCUGCCCAACCCUGUGCUACGAACUCGAAUACCCACGCAACGAAUCGAUCAACUGGACAUCCCUAAUCGCCAAGAUCGUCGCAACUUUCGGUUGUAUCUUCCUCCUCACCAUCAUCUCCGAAGAAUUCAUUCUCCCCGUUCUCCAAGAAUCGACCGUGCGUCUAGAUAACACAUCCUCGGUUCUCGAGACGCUACUUAUCCUCGCCGAGACUAUGUCCUGGCUUCUAUUCCCUUUCAUGCUAACAUUCCUACUCGUCUUCCUCGUCAUCUUCGAGUACGUACUCGGCGCCUUUGGAGAAAUCACGCGCUUCGCCGAUCGACACUUUUACAGCGACUGGUGGAACAGUACCGAUUGGAUGGAGUUCAGCCGCGAGUGGAACGUCCCCGUCUACUCUUUCCUACGCCGUCACGUAUACGCUACUUCAAAGCCCAGCGUCGGUCGUAGUUACGCUACUAUCAUCACCUUCCUCAUCUCCGCCGUCGGCCACGAGAUCGUCAUGGCCUGCAUCACCAAGAAGAUCCGAGGUUACGGUUUCGUGUGUCAGAUGUUGCAAUUACCUAUCGUCAUGCUCCAACGCACUAAAUGGAUCCGUACGCAUAAGACGGCGAAUAACGUAUUGUUUUGGUGUAGUAUGGUUAUGGGGUUGAGCUUGAUAUGUUCGCUCUACGUGCUUGUUUAAUCCGAGCUUCACUUGCGACGUUGUAUUGGAAUAUUCUGCAUACGGUAGGCAGUUUGAAAUUCAUAAGAGGAACUUCUGAAGUUGGAAAAGAAGGUCUACAUCAACUAUACGAGGUAUCACAUACACAUUGGAGAACACCUAGGCAUAUCGUCUUGAAAUGCCGACACCAUACCAUAUUGUCAGGUAUGAAUUGGUCUUGUAUUAUUUUGUAUUUGCAUUUGCAUAGUCCAGAUAUAUA
Hypoxylon trugodes is the source of this 2184-nucleotide messenger RNA. Its product is annotated as MBOAT-domain-containing protein. NCBI's taxonomy places the organism in Eukaryota, Fungi, Ascomycota, Sordariomycetes, Xylariales, Hypoxylaceae. The coding region runs from base 282 to 1946 and encodes 554 amino acids. The transcript is spliced from 3 exons. Gene Ontology annotation, molecular function: ergosterol O-acyltransferase activity. The record is from RefSeq and is a predicted model, not a curated record. Gene Ontology annotation, cellular component: endoplasmic reticulum membrane. Gene Ontology annotation, biological process: ergosterol metabolic process.